UCCAUCCCCGUAUUUCCUUGUGAACUCGCGAACAGAACGGACACGUUGUUCAUAGGUGAUUCGAAUCGACAAUUUUUUUUCUUUCCAAUUUUUCUCUUGUGGGAAUUUCCAAGGAUUUUUGACUGGCUGCAUCGCACAUCACUGUCCUGAACCAUGGCACCGAAUCUCUUUGGCAGUUCGGCGACCCUCUUUCUCGAGGCCUCGCAGAAUGCUGAAGCGAGUAAACAAACGACUGAAUUGGAAAAUUUAUCGAAAACCCCAGUAGAAAAACCACAGAAACAAUCAAAAUACAAAUGGCGAAUUGUCUGGAGAAAUGUCAUAGCCUUCGUGUACCUCCACGUUGCAGCACUGUACGGAGCUUACCUAUUGUUCUUCAAAGGAAAAUUAUUAACAUUUAUUAUGUUUUGGGCAGUGGCGAUAUCCUCAGCAGUUGGAAUAACAGCUGGUGCUCACAGGCUGUGGGCGCACAGAGCAUACAAAGCAAAAUGGCCUAUGAGGCUGCUCCUGAUGGUCUUCCAAACCCUCGCCUUCCAGAAUCACAUUUACGAGUGGGUGAGAGAUCACCGAGUCCACCACAAAUUCACCGACACCGAUGCUGAUCCUCACAACGCAAAGCGAGGCUUCUUCUUCUCCCACAUGGGUUGGCUCUUAAUUCGCAAACAUCCAGACGUGAUAAACAAAGGAAAAACCGUGGACAUGAGUGAUCUCGAUGCUGAUCCAAUAGUCGUCUGGCAGAGAAGGCUCUACCUCCUUCUCAUGCCCCUGAUAUGCUUUCUCAUACCCACAUGGAUACCAAUAUACUUUUGGAACGAGAGGCCAAUGUACUCCUGGUACAUAACAGUCUUCAGAUACACAUUAUCAUUGAAUCUCACCUGGCUUGUCAAUUCAGCCGCACACAUUUGGGGUACAAAGCCAUACGACAAAUCCAUAAGCCCAACUGACAAUCUCAAGAUAGCACUUGGCGCAUUUGGCGAAGGCUGGCACAAUUAUCAUCACGUUUUUCCUUGGGAUUACAAAGCUGCUGAGCUUGGUGAUUAUCGUGGCAAUUUUACAACUGGUUUCAUUGACUUUUUCGCUUCAAUUGGACAAGCCUAUGACCUCAAGACAGUGCCAAUCUCGAUGAUUGAAAAACGUGCUGCUAGAACUGGUGAUGGUACAAGAGUACAGCAGAAUAAUAAUCAUGAGCAUUCGCACGAGGGGGCUAUAUGGGGAUGGGGUGACGCUGAUAUGUCACCUGAGGAGAUACAGGAUGUGGAGAUCAGUAACAAGAGUGACUAAAAUGAUGAUAAAUAUGAACUCGAGUGAAUUGACUACUUAAUCGCGCUAUCGAGUGACUUUUUUUCCUCAUCAUUCAGCCAAUUCGCCCAGAAAUGAAUGGCCAAUGACGAAAAUUCGCGUGAUUUUUUUUAACGAGACUUUGUGGUGAUACAUCAAUCAUCGAAUUUUAUACGUUACUAAAGGUAAUAGAUGUACGUUAACUACGGGUUCGAUUGCUUCAAAGUUCGUCGGUCUUCCGUUAAUACGUAAUCACAUAUUGUUUCGCUUGUAUGAUUAAUUUUUUUUGUACAACUGUUGGUGAAAUGCUGUCAAGAUAAUUGACACGACAGCACAAGACUAAGAUGAAGUAGAAAUACAUAGUAUCUUCGAGUAUCGCUGAGAGCUCAGCUCAUGAACUAUUUUGUUUUUAUUUUCAAGGACUAGUUACUUUCUUCUCUCCCUUUAAAUUGACAUUUCAAGGAGAGAGAGAGAGAGAGAGAGAGAGAGAGAGAGAGAGGGGGUAGACAAUAAUUAUUUAGUGGUCUAUUCCAACACAUUCAGUUUCUCCUCGCACAUAGGCCCCAUUUAUCUUAAUAUUUACAUUGUAUUUAUGAAUAAAUUAUUAUUACGACCAAAA
This is a messenger RNA of Diachasma alloeum, 1894 nucleotides long. Its product is annotated as acyl-CoA Delta(11) desaturase. Gene Ontology annotation, cellular component: endoplasmic reticulum membrane. The record is from RefSeq and is a predicted model, not a curated record. Gene Ontology annotation, biological process: unsaturated fatty acid biosynthetic process. Lineage: Eukaryota; Metazoa; Arthropoda; Insecta; Hymenoptera; Braconidae. Gene Ontology annotation, molecular function: iron ion binding; stearoyl-CoA 9-desaturase activity. The transcript is spliced from 5 exons. Bases 154 to 1278 code for a protein of 374 amino acids.